CUGACCAGGGAUCAAACCUGAAUCUCCUGUAUUGGCAGGCAGAUUCUUUACCACUGAGCCACGUGGGAAGCUUAGCAAGAAUUAAAGUGGUGCUUGAGAAAUAAUGGCACCCACCUGAGGCUUUCUCCUUCGUGUAAUAAAAUGGAUUAGGACAGAAUUGGACUGGGAAUAACAAUCUUUACAUGGCUAAAUUCCUAUCAGUCAGCACCUGCGGAGUGCAGAGUACCACAGAUAGCCUAAAGCUGUAAAGCUUCAGCUCAUCCUGUGAUGAAGGCUCUCUCUCUUUCUUCAGGAAACCCAUCCUGAUGUGCCCCCUUUACAAGCCGGUCUUGUCCUGCUGUAAGGCUUGUCAUGUUUUAUCGUAAUGGCAUAUUGGCUUCGACCAGGUCUAUCUGACUCACUCCACUAUCCAGGUACCCCCCACAGGGCCUGGAGCACAGGUGGUGAAUGAACAGAUGAAUGAAUAAUUAAUGAAUAAGUAGGUUGAGCUCCUCGACUUUGAUCCUACUGGACUGCUUCCAGCCAUGUCUUUCCUUUCUCUUCCUCCUGUCAAACUCAGCAUGCUCCAUCCUCCAAGGCCCUGCUGAGGGCUCUGCUUCCCCAGGAGGCUUUGUUCAACCACCCUCAGCAAUCCUGCCUCUUAAUAGUCCAUCCCUGGCAGCGCCUAUGCCCCGGGGAAGUUCAGUUCCAGAGUCCAGUGUGUUCCCCACAUGUCCAGAAGGCGAGAAGAAGGGGGUGAUGCCGCAGGUGCUCAAUAACCACCACAGAGUGACUCCACACGGUGCCUCCUUCAAGGAUGCAGCUGUCUCGGCAGCUCUAAGAGUUCCCCAUUGCUGCUGUAACAAUCUGACCACAAGCUCAGUGACGUCCAACAACACAAGCUGACUAUCUUAACAAGUCCAGAAGUCAGAAAUGGGAUUCAUGGCUGAGUUCCAUCGUGGAGGCUAUAGGAGAAAAUCCAUUCCAUUGCCUUUUUCACCUUCUAGAAGCAGCCUGCAUUUCCCAGCUCUUGGCCAGCUCCCAUCCUCAAAGCCAACAACGGCUGGUCCAGUCUCUCCCACCCCGCACCACUCUGACAGUCUCCCUCUUCUGCUUCCAUCUUUCACCCUUGUGAUUGCAUUGGGCUCACCCAGAUAACCCAGAAUAAUCUCCCCGUCUCCAGAUCCUUAACUUUAUCACAUCUGCACAGUUCCCUUCCCCAUGUAAGGCAACGUAUUUAUAGGUUCUGAGGAUUAGGACGUGGGCAUCCUCAAAAGAGACCAUUAUUCUGGCUACUACAACAGCUAUCCCCUGGUAGGCAGAGGACACUGCGGGUGGUGGUAUAUUAACAGUAGCUGACAUUUACUGAGCAUUUAAGCUUGGCCCAGAACUGUUCAGAGCACAUUACCCAAUAUUCUGGGAGGAAGGUGCCAUUCUUAUUCACCUCACUUCAUGGAUGACGCCCUAAGAGGUUAAAUAACUUGGCAAGAGGCUGAGCUGGGGUUUGAACCCAGGCUGUCUGGCUCCAGGGAGCAUCUCCUCAUUUUGAGGCUACCUUCUCUGGCACCAUGAUCAACCCAGGAUACAAGUCGACAGCCUGGGAGCAGCCCAGGCAAAGUCUGAAGCCCAACACUGAGGGAGAAUUUUCACCAAGAUUUUCUGGGUGAGACACCACAUAGACUAUACAUACUUUGCCAGUUCCCUCUCAUUUCAGCCCUUUCUCCCCAACCUAACACUCACCCCCGAUCAGAGGCACCUAAGCUUAUCUGGGGAAGUUGAAGCAUGUUCCCUAAGGGUUCCUUUUAGGGGCUGCAGACACUAACUCUGGAAGAGUUUGGGAACCUGAACCAGAGGGGCACACAUAAGCCUUCUGCAGGCAUUGGAUAAGAGGGUGUCCUAACAUUUAUUGAGCACCCACUAAAGGUAGGCAUGGUUGUAAAGGAUUUUUUUUCUUAUUAACUCAUUUAAUACAACAACUCUGUGAGGUACUGUUACUAUCCCCAUUUCACAGAUGAGGAAACCAAGGCACAGAGAGGUCAUGUAAGUUUCUGAGGUCACACAGCCAGUGUGGAGAGCCAGGAUUUUACCCACUCUCCACGAGCAAGAAGCUGAUCAACCCCAGCCUGCCCUGUCUCACCCCAUUUCAGUCAGCCAAGUCCUCUUUCGUGCCUUCUCAGCAUAAUCUGCUCCCUUUGCACCUGUGAGGCUGGGGUCCCACUUUCUAGGUCAACCAGAUUUCUUGAGAGCACCGUUAUAUUUCAUUCUUACACCAACCUUCAUUAUUAACCCCAUUUUAAAGAAGAAACUGAGCCUCUGGGCUCAGACUUGCCAGAGCUGUAACAACCAGAGCACAACAGAUUUGGGAUUUGAACCCAGACAUUUAGAUGCUCCCAACUCAGCCUGAGCAAGCCCAGCCUGCAGGCCCCCUCCAGGAGUCCACGGCCUCGCCGGGAGGGUGACGCGGGUUCCCCACCUCUCCAGAUGUGUGUGCUGAUGCUUCAACUGGACUUGAGCUCAGAUUUUCCUGCCUUCGGGUGUCCAGGGGCUUAAUGCAUCACCAGUGAGGCCAAGCCUUCACCGCAGCUUGAACCACAUCCUAGAAACGAGAUGGCCGUAGACAGACUGGCGUAUUCCUGAGUGUAUGGGGGGUGAGGCCCCAGCAGGCCCAAAGAUGGGGAACAUCACGGCAGACAACACCUCGAUGAACUGUGACAUCGACCACACCAUCCACCAGACGCUGGCCCCGGUGGUCUACGUCACGGUGCUGGUGGUGGGCUUCCCGGCCAACUGCCUGUCCCUCUACUACGGCUACCUGCAGAUCAAGGCCCGGAACGAGCUGGGCGUGUACCUGUGCAACCUGACGGUGGCCGACCUCUUCUACAUCUGCUCCCUGCCCUUCUGGCUGCAGUACGUGCUGCAGCACGACCACUGGUCCCACGACGACCUGUCCUGCCAGGUGUGCGGGAUCCUGCUCUACGAGAACAUCUACAUCAGCGUGGGCUUCCUCUGCUGCAUCUCCAUCGACCGCUACCUGGCCGUGGCCCACCCCUUCCGCUUCCACCAGUUCCGCACCUUGAAGGCCGCCGUGGGCGUCAGCGCGCUCAUCUGGGCCAAGGAGCUGCUGACCAGCGUCUACUUCCUCAUGCACGCGGAGGUGGUGGAGGACGCCGACCGGCACCGCGUCUGCUUCGAGCAUUACCCGCUGGAGCCGCGGCAGCGCGGCAUCAACUACUACCGCUUCCUCGUGGGCUUCCUCUUCCCCAUCUGCCUGCUGCUGGCCUCCUACCGGGGCAUCCUGCGGGCCGUGCGCCGCAGCCACGGGACCCAGAAGAGCCGCAAGGACCAGAUCCAGCGGCUGGUGCUCAGCACCGUGGUCAUCUUCCUGGCCUGCUUCCUGCCCUACCACGCGCUGCUGCUGGUGCGCAGCCUCUGGGAGUCCAGCUGCGACUUCGCCAAGGGCAUCUUCAACGCCUACCACUUUUCCCUGCUCCUCACCAGCUUCAACUGCGUGGCCGACCCCGUGCUCUACUGCUUCGUCAGCGAGACCACGCACAGGGACCUGGCCCGCCUCUGCGGGGCCUGCCUGGCCUUCCUCACCUGCGCCAGGACCGGCCGCGCCCGGGAGACCUACCCGCUGGGCGCCCCCGAGGCCUCUGGGAAGAGCGAGGAUCCCGAGGUCCUGACAAAGCUCCACCCGGCCUUCCAGACCCCCCACCCGCCUGGAGUGGGAGGGUCCCCCGCAGGCGGGCUGUCCUAGCCGGGUCACCCCAUCACCCACGUGCGAGGCCUGAGCCUGCUCCACGGCUGCUGCCCAUUUGGCCAAGGCAGCUGCCCCUUGCUGCUAGAGGGGCUGGGGCCGCGGGGCCCUAGGACUGGGCCAUAACACGACCUCCCUGGCUUCCAGGGAGCCUGCUGUGAUUGCCGAGUCCAACAGGGCUGCUGGCCAAGCGUGGGGAUAAGCCUCGACAGCACGUGGGGGUCAUCUGCUGCUGGUGGGAAGACCUGGUCACCUCCAGGAGGUUUUCAGAGGAGCUCAUGGGGGAACAGAGUGUGAGCCCGUGGAGAGAGGGGCCUGGGAGAUGAGGCGGGUACCGAGGUGCCCACCUGCCGGGGCCUUCCAAUGCCAGAGGUGACCCUUGUCCCAAUGCCCUGGUGUGAUCUGAGAAGAGGACGCAGGAAGGUGUGUGUCACCUUACCACUUGAGCCCCACCCCAUGGAGGUUGGAUGGGGAGAAGGAAAGUGGGGAGGGGUUGAGGCACUGAGAGUGUGUGUGGCGGGGACGGUGGGGGCGAGACAGGCAGAGGGGAGACCCCAGGUCCAGCCAACUCACAGUUUUCACGGGCAGGGAGAUUCGAGCAGAUUCUCCAUGCCCCAGCAUUGAUGCAUGACAAAUCCUAGGGCUCCGUGGGGCUCUGGGGGGUGAUGUCUAUGAUCCUUUAAAGUCAGCACUGAAGUUCAGAUGUCAGGCCAGAGGCCUAAAGCAGUGUGUUCAACCGAGUUCCCGACAGAUUGCUCCCAAUUCAACUUCUGUUGCUGUCUGCCCCAAAGUAUACAAGACCCAGAAGUCUGGGACUCUGUGUAUGUGUGUGUGUGUGUGUGUGUGUGUGUGUGUCCGUGGUUAGAAUGCCAGGUCUCCAUGACAGCUCUGCUCCGAGACACUGAGGCUCACUGAGGUCACAGGACGGCUGGUAGUAUUAGCUGCCAUGGACACAGACUAGGGUGCCUAGCAGUCUUUGAGAGGAGCAUGACAUUCUCCCCAAGUUCUUAGAUGGAGCAAAACAAACAAGAGAUGAAUUCUCUGGCAUCUUUCAGCCCAAAGGGCUGGGGUGAAGCUCCACUGUGGUUUAAAUAGCCCCUGUGACAAAGAGAGGAAAAGGCCCUGGGCUUGCCUUGCCUCCUUGGUCCUCCAUCCCCACUCCUCUGCCCAGAUGUUCCCCCUCACCCACCUGGAGAGUGACGGGAUGGCCCACUGGCUACAUGUUGUCUCUUGUUCUGUCCUAGAAGACUGGUUAGAGGGCUCCUCUCUCCUGCAGCUUCCCACCCAGUCAUGUUAAGCUCCCGCCUGGGGAAUAUACCAAGGACCAGAAGAGCAUCUUGCUACUCCAGGGAGCUGCCCACCUUUGAGAAAUGCUAGCCCUUUAGAUUUCCUGGUCAGUGGACUGGCACCAGUUCUGACUUCCCUGAGAGACCUGGAAUCUGAGCUCUUACAGCCAAGGAUCUUGGUGGGUGCAAACCUGGGGAGGGACCAGGGAUGGGAAGAUAGAAACUGGUACUAGGGGGACAUUUCUGGAAUCUGCUGAAGAGGGAUCACAGAGAACAUCUUCAGUCUCUCCUUGUGUCUCUCUUCCCCUCUCCCAGAGAUAGAUCCACCCCGAGUUUCUUAACCCUCUCUUCAGAGGCAUCCAGAGGCUGAUAGCCCAGGCUGGAUGUGCCCUAAGGAAGUGGGCUUCCAAGUCUACACUUGAUUCUGACUGUGUGUGGUCUCUGCCCUAGCUCCUUCUGGAGGUUCUUUCAUAACCUGGGGAGGUUCUCUUCCCCUUCAUAGAGGAGGAAGUGACCGGGUCUGAAGGUGGAAAAAAUGACCAUACAGCUAAGAAAAACCCAGGAUCUUAAAGAGACAAUGGCACUGGUUGAGCCCUCCAUGCCUCCUCAUUUCAAAUUUCCUCCUAUUUUGAUCUUAAACAUGGGCAUUCCCACUGGGACAAACUGGCAUGAGCUGAAGGCAGUUUCAUUUAUUAUCAAGAGUUGUAUUUUUGUAUUGUCCUUUCUUUUAUGCCAAGUAUACAUGUGUUGGACCAUGCAGUGGAUUUAUGUAGCAAACUUGAGUCUGCAAAUAAAAACCUAACCAGACACA
Cervus elaphus (red deer) is the source of this 5833-nucleotide messenger RNA. It is a transcript of the gene GPR68, whose product is annotated as G protein-coupled receptor 68. Lineage: Eukaryota; Metazoa; Chordata; Mammalia; Artiodactyla; Cervidae. Gene Ontology annotation, cellular component: membrane. Gene Ontology annotation, biological process: cellular response to pH; G protein-coupled receptor signaling pathway. The record is from RefSeq and is a predicted model, not a curated record. Bases 2621 to 3736 code for a protein of 371 amino acids. Gene Ontology annotation, molecular function: G protein-coupled receptor activity. The transcript is spliced from 2 exons.